Molecule: messenger RNA, 807 nt
Organism: Cyclopterus lumpus (lumpfish)
Lineage: Eukaryota; Metazoa; Chordata; Actinopteri; Perciformes; Cyclopteridae
Gene: sf3b5
Product: splicing factor 3b, subunit 5
Exons: 2
Coding region: 138-398 (86 amino acids)
Biological process (GO): mRNA splicing, via spliceosome
Cellular component (GO): U2 snRNP; precatalytic spliceosome
Source: RefSeq, a predicted model, not a curated record
ACGGGAAAACAACCGGAAGUCAUCCUUUCAUUGCUUUGCGACGAACUGCGAACGCAGCGAAAGAUUAUUUACAUCUUCAGCCUUCGCUCUAAACGCUUCACAUUUUAUCGAAGCCUCUGGGACUCAUCUCCGCGAGAAUGACCGAUAGAUACAACAUCCACAGUCAGCUGGAGCAUCUCCAGUCUAAGUACAUCGGUACAGGACACGCCGACACCAGCAAGUGGGAAUGGCUGGUCAACCAGCACAGAGACUCUUACUGCUCCUACAUGGGACAUUUUGACCUGCUCAACUACUUCUCUGUGGCUGAGAAUGAGAGCAAAGCCAGAGUCCGCUUCAACCUGAUGGAGAAGAUGCUCCAACCGUGUGGACCGCCAGCAGACAAACCUGAUGACGCUUAAAUUGCACUUGAGUGAGCUGUGGAUGUUUUUACACGAUGUUUAUGCUUCUUUUUUUUUUUAUUAUUCUGUUGGACACAACUUUAUUUACUGCUAAACAUAUUCAAUGUUAAGCUGUUCUGAAAUUUCUGACUAAAACUGGCCCUAUUUGACCGUGCCAUCACUAAAUGGACUGUCCAGUAUCACAACAGACGAUACCUGGACACAGAUCUUUACAUUGAUGCUUCUGGACAACUUAAAAAAACAUUUACUACAAAUGUUGAAGAAAGCAAAGUAGGAAAUGCUUCAAGAUCUUAACAUUUCCUAGUAGAGAUGAUGGAAAAGACAGUGGUGAACUUUCAUCUGUCAAGUAUUGUAUUAACUGAGUUGUGUUCUUCUGUUUUGAUUUAAUUAAAAUUCAUGUGUUCCCAUU